Molecule: messenger RNA, 1522 nt
Organism: Trichoplusia ni (cabbage looper)
Lineage: Eukaryota; Metazoa; Arthropoda; Insecta; Lepidoptera; Noctuidae
Exons: 1
Coding region: 166-927 (253 amino acids)
Molecular function (GO): oxidoreductase activity
Source: RefSeq, a predicted model, not a curated record
AAGUCGCGGGCAACAGCUAGUUAAUAAUAAAUUGCAUUGAAAAAAUCUACGGAACUAAAGAUUGUUUUAUGAGUCACUGUACUGAUAAGCACUGUCGUUAUACAUGAGGAUGUAUGGUUAUAUAAAUAAGCAAAACAUUAGUCAUUCAUUGAUUAGAGUGGAAUCAUGAGUUUCAACGACAAGGUGGUUAUUGUGACUGGCGGCAGCUCCGGCAUUGGAGCCGCAAUUGCUAUUGAUUUUUCCGCUGCGGGUGCCAAAGUUUGUAUUACUGGACGCGACAAAAAGAAACUCGACAACAUCGCGAAGAAAUGCAAGAAUCCAUUAGCCAUACUCGCAGAUAUAACUGUCGAAAAUGAUCUCAAGAGGAUUGUCGACGAAACAGUCAAACAUUUCGGGAAACUUGACAUCCUGAUCAACAAUGCUGGGAUGGGGUUACCUGCAAGUAUUUUAUCUGAUAACGCUAUGGAAGUCUAUGACACAGUGAUGAACACUAACCUACGGUCCACAGUAUACCUCACACAUCUUGCUGCACCUCACCUUAUUAAAACGAAGGGUAACAUUAUUAACAUUUCAAGUAUUUGCGGACAAACUGUGAUGGGCACGAACACUUUUGCCUACAACGUUUCAAAGGCAGCUGUUGAUCACUUCACGAGAUCUGUAGCGUCUGAACUGGCUUCAAGUGGUGUUCGAGUUAACUCUGUAAACCCUGGACCCGUGAUGAGUGAUGGAUUUGAAGCCGUAUCACAAAUCAUGACGGAUAAAGGUAUAACGUUUAAACAGCAUCUGACCCAACAGACAGCAUUAAAACGUCUUUCAGAAACAAAAGAAAUUGCUGAUUUAGUUUUAUUUUUGGCAAGUGAGAAAGCUAAAGGUAUCACUGGUUCGUUGUUUGUUGCGGACAACGGAUUCUUGGUUAAUACUGAUUAGAAUUUUAUUAAAUGUUGUGAGAAGUUAUUAUUAAUUUAAUGCUUGUUACAUUUAUUAUUUUACGUGUUACUGUACAUAAACAGAGCAAAAUAUUGUUUCAUACAGGUAUUUAGUAAAACGAGAGAGUUUUUAAAAAUGGGCAAUGGGAAAUUUAACUCUUAUUAUUAAAGGUUUAAAGGAGUCAGUUUCAAAGUAAAAAGCACUCAAUUUCAGAAAGAAAUUUUGGUUCAACCUACAUAAGAAAAUAUAUUAGCUUUUUUAAAUAUUGUUUGGACGUUUGUCUCAUUAUUUGAAGCUUUCUCAGGUUAGAAAUAUGAAAUUCCUAAUCGCAUUCGGCCGGCUUUUAAAAUUUUAUUUUAAUGUUCAAUAUUAGUUUUACAACUCUCUGCUUUUCUUAAAGUUAUGAGUAAAAGAAACUAUCGCGACAUUGUCAUUGUUAUGCUUUGCCUCAUCAAGGAAGAAAAUCACGAGCUGUGUGAAGUUGGACCAACUUAGACCACAAAUCCGGUACGAGCCUUUGUUUUCACAAUUACCAAGUUUAUGUACAAAGAGGUUUAUUUGCUUUUCACUUUGAAAUGAAGAUUUUUAAAAUGCA